UGACUAUUGGUGCGUGGAAGUGCGUCAGGUCUCAAUACAGUCUGAACCUUGUAACCGAGGGGCGGAAAGAGGUUUUCAGACAAACUUUGACAAGAGACGCAAAUUUGGACAUCUGGACAAGUGCACUGGCCUUAGUUACUCUGGAAGUAUGAAAAGUUUCAAACAGCGACUUAAGAAAAACGAGAGUACAGAAUGGGGAAAGCAAGAUGAGCGUCUGAUGAAAGCUGUGGAAAAUGGAGACAUAGACAAAGUCACAGCCAUACUCAAAAAAGGAGCCAACCCCACCAGACUAGACCCGGAGGGCCAUUCUGCGUUUCACGUUGCUGCUAGUAAAGGCCUCAUAAACAGUCUUAAUGUUUUCCUGGAUAACAGUGUCGAUGUAAAGGCUGUAGAUGCUGCCGGUAAAACAGCUUUGCAUCUGGCUGCAGGAGGUGGUCAUUCCAUGUGUGUGCAGAAGCUACUGCAGUGUAAAUGUCCCGUAGACAGCACAGACCUGCAGGGACGUACAGCUUUGCAUGAUGCAGCAUAUGUGGGCUGCAAAGCCGUCAUAAAAAUGCUCUGUGACAGUGGUGCAUGCAUUGAUGCUCUUGACGCAGAUAGUAGGUCUCCCCUAUUGCUAGCUGCUAAGAUGUGCCAACCAGGAGCAUGCCAGUUGCUAGUGCAGUAUGGGGCACACACUAUUCUUCGAGACAAGCAAAACAAGACAGCACUAAUACUAGCUUGUGAGAACUCUUGUAAAGAAGCAGUGGAGAUUCUCCUGAAGACUAAUGCAGAUAUGUCAGCAUUGGACAUUUAUGGCCAUGAUGCUUACCACUAUUCCAGACUAAGUCAGAACCAAGACUUGAUUACACUUGUCAAACAUGCCUUGGAAGCAGGCACUAAAGCAAAAGAGAUUUCCACCGUUCCACAGAAGAUCCAACAGGCUAAAUCCUCAUCAGGAGGGAUUGGUUGGACCAAAUCAGGAGCAGUCAAGAUGGAGAAUGUUUUAUCAGAACCAAUCACAGUCAGGCAUGCACAGUUCGCUCCUGCCCCAGUCAGAUCUGCUACCAUAUCAGAGGACUUGUUGCCUGGUGAGGUAGAGGCCCUUCGGAGAGAACUUCGAGAGUCACGGAAAAGGCAUGAAGCAGCAGAGGCAGAGGUGCACAGGAUGGAUACAGCAUUGGCCCUGCGUAGCCAGGAGUAUGAAGGACUGAGGAGGAACAGUGAGCAAGCCCUGCAUGCGGCCCACAGCCGGGUGUGGGAGCUGGAAGAGGCCCUGGGUGAGGUGCAGAGAAGAAUGGCAGGCUCUGAGACCCGAGUAAGGCAGAUGCAAGCUCAUCUGGUGGCUGUCCGGGAACACUUGGUGGAGGAGCUGAGAGUCCAGCUUCAAGAAGCCAAAGGCCAGCGGCAUGCUGCCGUAGCAGAACUGGGGAGGAUGCAGAUGGAGCUCAGCCAGAGUAUGCGGGAGGUGGAGCAGCAGAAGGAAAACCAGAGCCCCCUGAUGCAAGAACUUAGCCGGCUUUCCCAGAAGCUGCUCAGCAGAGAAGAGCAGAUAAACACAUUAAGGGCCAGGAUAGCAACGGUGGAGGCACAACAAGCUGAGAUGUUGUGUAAGGAGGCCCAAACCCCAUCAGAGUGGUGCCCCACUGAUGCGAAGAUUACGAUGACUGAUCUUAUCACUGAGACCUGUGAACCAACCAUAGAUCUGGACAGAUAUAUCAGCAAGGCCGAGCAUGUGGCUGCAACGAGCUUGCUAAACAAUGCAUUGCAGCAGGCUGAAGUCAGGGCUGAGGAGGCUUUGCAGAAGUAUCAGUGUGCUCUUGAGGACAACCAGAGCCUUCUGAGAGAGCUACAUGAACAGAAGACAGAGCUGGACACCAUACAGGAGGCUCUGCAGGCCAGGUGUGUCCCUGUGGCCUUAGUGGAGGAAAAGGAGAAAGAGGUGGAGCAGCUCAGACUGGCCCUUGAAGAGAUGGAGAAGAGAAAAAACCAGGGGAGUGUGAAUUUCUCACCCAGAGAAGAGGGGGAUGCUCGGGUGCUAAGUGAAGAGUGCACUGUAGAAAUACCAAGUGAAAUACAGUAUAAUCAAGUAUCUUCUUCAAAUGAGAGUGACAAAGCAGAGUGUGAUGUUAUUAGGAUUGCAGAAAAAAAAAUUCUGCCAACUGAAAUCAGCACCAUAUCUGAGGACCAGCAGAGCACAUCCUCAGAUCAAGUUGUUAAGAAUUCAGAGUUGUUGGUGGAGCAUGCUGGACAGCGGGGGGCUCAGGGCAGCUUCUCUGAACCCUCACAUUCAGACAGUUCCCUCCAGGCUCAGGUCAACAGGCUACAACUGCAGCUAGAGGCCUCGGAAAAGCAUUACAGAAAUGUGCUUUCAAUAUACCGAACACGACUACUCAGUGCAGCACAGGGGUUCAUGGAUGAAGAGGCCAGAGUGGCUCUGCUGCAGAUUGUCAAGAUGAGAGAGUGUGUGUGUUGAGCAUUACAUUUAGUGUGUUAGUGUGUGUGUGUGUGUGUGUGUGUGUGUGUGUGUGUGUGUGUGUGUGUGUGUAUUUCUGUAUCACAAAACUUAGAAAAAAGACAAAUUUCAUCUAAUUGAGGUUUCAUAAAAGUUUUAAACCUUUUAGCAUUAUAUAUCAUGUGUAGAUUAACUGUGUAACUAAUAUAAAAAAACAAAUGAAUUGUCUAUAAAAUAUUGAGAUUUACACUACAUUUAGUUCUGGUCCACUAAUUUGCUUGUCUGUGUCUGCGGAAUUGCAGAAACGGUGAAGCGACAUGGCAACCUGAACCAAUUGGAUUGGGUUCAGAUCGGUGCAAAAAGUCCAUAUUAUUCAUAUUUGUGCAGAGAGGUGUGAUUGGUGACUGUUACAUAUGGCCACCAGGAGAUGGAGCCAAGUACAUGAUACAGAUUCAAUGAUGACUCAAAUGGCACAGAAUGAAACUUAUUCUGUAAAAUCUCAUUACUAAAAUCAUGUCGGCAUGCUAUGCAGACCUUUAGUCAUUGACGUGUUUGCAUGUGUAAUUAGUUCAUAUGUACAAUUAUGAUCUUUUAUUUGUUUGGAGAGGCUUUUGGACACUAGGAUAUUGCUUGUCAUAUCAACACAAAAUUUUACACAGUCAACAAUUUACUCCUUGUUUUUAGGUCGAGUUAAAAGUCAUUAAUAAUGUGUAUGCCAAUGAAACAAGAAAUCUUUAAAAACACCCUCAGAGCUUAAAGGGUUAACCUCUUUCUAUAACUGUUGUAUGAAAGCAAUAAUAAACUCACAAUUGUGGCUAAAAGUCUUAUCAAUAGCUUUGCUGAUAUUCAGUACAGCAGAACUCUUGCUUGUGCGAUAUUGCUUAAAUAAAUACUCUUAUUUUUGAUUAGGUUAAAGGUGAAGUGAUUCUAUUGGUUGAUCCAGUCUUGUUAUAUUAGGCUGCUCAAACAAACAGAUUGCAAUUCCAUAUAGUGCCACUAGUUAUGCAUAAAUUACACAUUUCACUUAUAAGCAGGCCCGGACUGGCCAUCGGGAGCACCGGGACAAUUCCUGCUGGCCUGGCGACUAAGUUGGCCUGCUGCCAGCCAGCGUUUUAAAUAAAAAAGUUUUUAUUAUUAUUAUUUUAUAUUACUACCUUUACCAGUGAUCAUUUAUGAAUUCAUCAUUCAAUAAAAUUAUUAUUAAUAUUAAUAACAAUAAAAAAAAAUCAUGAAUCUGUUAGUCUUGACUGGCAAGGCUGUGAUGCGACUUUAUGCCUCAGACAAACGGUUAAACAGAAAAUGCAAGCAGCACCCGUCUAACGUUACAUUCGUGGAGAAAUCAAAACAAAUGAGUGCACACAGAAAACUCACAGAAGCAAUGUACUGAGGUAAAAAUUCUAAUUGUUGUUUUUUUUAUUUAUAACAUAUGAUUUACAUAUGUUGAUAUGAUUUAGUUUAACAUAACACAACUAAAGGAGCUGUUUUGCUGUAUAUUAUCAUGAUUGAAAAUGUUACAUUGAAUUUAUUGUUCAAUAAACAAGUAGCGUAGUUAAUAUUUAUUAUUAAGUUCCUUACAUUUUAGACACAAACCAUAUUAACUGUUUUUGUUCUAUUUCACCGACUAAAAUAGUUC
Messenger RNA from Xyrauchen texanus (razorback sucker), 4067 nucleotides. Its product is annotated as uveal autoantigen with coiled-coil domains and ankyrin repeats protein-like. The record is from RefSeq and is a predicted model, not a curated record. The transcript has 14 exons. Gene Ontology annotation, molecular function: actin binding. NCBI's taxonomy places the organism in Eukaryota, Metazoa, Chordata, Actinopteri, Cypriniformes, Catostomidae. Bases 149 to 2455 code for a protein of 768 amino acids.